Mauremys reevesii (Reeves's turtle) is the source of this 3724-nucleotide messenger RNA. It is a transcript of the gene MYBPC2, whose product is annotated as myosin binding protein C2. The transcript has 30 exons. Bases 47 to 3466 code for a protein of 1139 amino acids. Gene Ontology annotation, molecular function: protein binding. The record is from RefSeq and is a predicted model, not a curated record. Lineage: Eukaryota; Metazoa; Chordata; Testudines; Geoemydidae.
CCCCGGGGAGACGGCGUCGCCCGGCCCACGCAGACAGGGUGCAGCCAUGCCUGAGCCUAAGCAAGCUGCUGCCGAAAAGAAAGAGAAGAAGAAAGAGGAGAAGAAGAAAGAGGAGAAGAAAGAGGCCCCAGAACCCCCCAAAGAAGCCCCAGUGGAGCAGCACCCAGAGGGCGCUAAGCCCCAGGACAAGCCGGAGGAGCCCCCCAGCCUGUUCCUGCAGAAGCCAGGCCAUGUGCUUGUGGAGUGCGGGAAGGAGGUGGCGGUCCAGGUGCACGUGGACGGCUCCCAGCUCUCGGCCCGGCCGGGCGUGAAGUGGUUCAAGGGGAAGUGGCUGGAGCUGGGCAUCAAGAGCGGCCUCCGCUUCCAGUUCAAGGAGACCUUCGACAAGGAGAAGAAGGUGUACGUCUUCGAGCUGCACAUCGGGAAGGUGGUGAUCGGGGACCGGGGCGACUAUCGCUGCGAGGUGACCGGCAAGGAGAAGAGCGACAUCUGCACCUUCAACAUCGACGUGGAGGCCCCACGGACGGAGGAGAGUGACAAUGUGCUCCAGGCCUUCAAACGGACGGGGGAGGGGAAGGACAACGUGGCCGGGGAGCUGGACUUCAGUGGCCUGCUAAAGAAGAGGGAGGUGCAGGUGGAGGAGAAGAAGAAGAAGAAGAAGGACGACGAGGAAGACGCCUUCCCCCCCGAGAUCUGGGAGCUGCUCAAGGGGGUGACGAAGAAGAGCGAAUACGAGCGAAUCGCCUUCCAGUACGGGAUCACGGACCUGCGCGGGAUGCUGAAGCGCCUCAAGAAGGCCAAGGUGGAGGUCAAGAAGAGCGCAGCCUUCACGAAGAAGCUGGACCCGGCCUACCAGGUGGACAAGGGCAACAAGGUCAAGAUGGUGGUGGAGAUCAGCGACCCCGACCUGCCCAUCAAGUGGUACAAGAACGGGCAGGAGCUGAAACCCAGCGCCAAGUACCUCUUUGAGAACGUGGGCAAGAAGCGGAUCCUGACCAUUAACAAGUGCACCCUGGCCGACGACGCGGCCUACGAGUGCGCCGUGGCCGACGAGAAACUCUUCACCGAGCUCUGCGUGAAGGAGCCGCCCGUGGUGAUCACCAAGGGCCUGGACGACCAUCAGAUGUUCGUGGGCGACCGGGUGGAGCUGCAGGUCGAGGUGUCGGAGGAAGGAGCCCAGAUGAAGGACGGGGUGGAGCUGACCCGCGACACGGCCUUCAAGUACCGCUUCAAGAAGGACGGCAAAAAGCAUUAUCUGAUCAUCAACGAGGCCACCAAGGAGGACACCGGCCUCUACAAGGUCAUGACCAACGGAGGCCAGUCCGAGGGCGAGCUGGUGGUCGAAGACAAGCAGCUGGAGGUGCUCCAGGGCAUCGCCGAUCUCACCGUCAAGGCGGCCGAGCAGGCCGAGUUCAAGUGCGAGGUGUCGGACGAGAAGGUGACGGGCAAAUGGUACAAGAACGGGGUGGAGGUUCGGCCCAGCAAGCGCAUCCACAUCACCCACAAGGGCAGGUUCCACAAGCUGGAGAUUGACGACGUGAGGCCGGAGGACGAGGGCGAUUACACCUUCGUCCCUGACGGGUUCGCCCUCUCCCUCUCCGCCAAGCUCAACUUCCUGGAGAUCAAGGUGGAGUAUGUCCCUAAGCAAGAGCCCCCCAAAAUCCACCUGGACUGCUCGGGGAAGGCGGCGGAGAACACCAUCAUCGUGGUGGCGGGGAACAAGGUGCGACUGGACGUGCCCAUCACCGGGGAGCCGGCGCCCACCGUGUCCUGGAUGAAGGGCGACAAGCUGUUCACGGACACCGAGGGCCGCGCCCGCAUCGAGGUGCAUCCGGACGAGAGCAGCUUCGUGAUCGACAGCGCGGAGCGGAGCGACGAGGACACGUACUGCAUCACCGUCACCAACCCCGUGGGGCAGGACAGCGCCGUCCUGCACAUCAAGGUGGUCGAUGUUCCCGACCCCCCCGAAGCCGUUCGCAUCACCUCCGUGGGGGAGGACUGGGCCAUCCUGGUCUGGGACCCCCCCAAAUACGAUGGGGGGAAUCCCAUCACUGGGUACCUGAUGGAGCGGAAGAAGAAAGGCAGCAUGCGCUGGAUGAAGCUGAAUUUCGAGGUCUUCGGGGACACCACGUUCGAGUCCACGCGGAUGAUCGAGGGGGUGCUCUACGAGAUGCGGGUCUUCGCCGUCAACGCCAUCGGGGUGUCGCAGCCCAGCCAUAACACCAAGCCCUUCAUGCCCAUCGGUGGGGGCGGAUCCUCGACCCACCUCACGCUGGAGGACGUGACCGACACCACAGCCACCAUCAAGUGGCGCCCGCCCGACCGGCUGGGGGCCGGGGGCAUCGACGGCUACUUGAUCCAGUACUGCCUGGAGGGCUCGGACGAGUGGGUCCCGGCCAACACGGAGCUGGUCGAGCGCUGCGGCUUCACCGUCAAGGGGCUCCCCACGGGCCAGAGGCUCCUCUUCCGGGUCAUCGGGGUGAACAUCGCGGGGCAGAGCGUCCCGGCCACCAUGGGGCAGCCCGUCACCAUCCGCGAGAUCGUGGAGCAGCCCAAGAUCCGCCUGCCCCGCCAGCUGCGCCAGACCUUCGUCAAGAAAGUGGGGGAGCAAGUGAACCUGGUCAUCCCCUUCCAGGGAAAGCCGCGCCCCAAGUUGACAUGGACGAAGGACGGGCACCCGCUGGACCCCAAGGAGAUCAGCGUCCGCACCUCGGACCUGGACACCAUCCUCUUCAUCCGCUCGGCCGCGCGGCACCACUCGGGCCAGUACCAGCUCUCGGUGCAGAUCGAGAACAUGGAGGACCAGGCCACCAUCCAGAUCCGCGUCGUGGAGAAGCCGGGCCCCCCGGUGUCGGUGCAGGUGAAGGAGGUUUGGGGGUUCAACGUGCUGCUGGAGUGGCAGCCCCCCAAGGACGACGGGAACUCGGAGAUCACGGGCUACGCCAUCCAGAAGGCAGACAAGAAAACCAUGGAGUGGUUCACGGUGUACGAGCACAACCGGCUGACGCGCUGCACCAUCUCCGACCUGGUGAUGGGUAACGAAUACUCCUUCCGCGUGUACAGCCAGAACAUCUGCGGGCUGAGCGAGGUGCCCGGCGUCUCCAAGAACACCGCCCUCAUCCAGAAAACAGGGAUCAUCUUUAAGCCGCUGGACUACCAGGAGCACGACUUCCGGAUGGCGCCCAGAGUCCUGACGCCCCUGAUAGAUCGGACCGUGGUGGCUGGGUACAGCACGGCCCUGAACUGUGCAGUGCGGGGGCACCCCAAGCCCAAGGUGAUCUGGAUGAAGAACCACGUGGAGAUCCGGGAGGACCCCAAGUUCCUGAUGAAGAACAGCCAGGGGGUGCUGACCCUGCACAUCCGCAAACCCAGCCCCUUCGACGCCGGCACCUACAGCUGCCUGGUCACCAACGAGCUGGGCGAGGCGCUGACCGAGUGCAAGCUGGACGUCAGAGUGCCCCAGUAACCCUACAGCUCGGGCCUGGUCUCCGGCAGAUGAGGACCCACUCGAAUGAGCCGGCCCCGGGCCCCCCCCAGACAGCAGUGACUCGGCAGAGGGCACUGGGCAUGGGGGGGGGGACCCUGGGCGUCGCCAGGCCGCGCCCCACCCAUCGCUUCCCUGCACCCCCAUCCACACAGAUGUUGGGGGGCUCAGCCGUGCCCCGACACCCCCCCCCCCCGCAGCUUGGAAACCACAGGGCAGCGAGUGUGUCAAUAAACAGAU